GUCAGGUGCCGUCUUCUCUUCUCAAGUCGCUGCCAUGUCCAGCUCCAACACUCCCCAAAGUGUGUCUGCCGGUGGUAGUGGAACGACGUGCGAAGCCAGCGCCGGUGAAUACUUAGCGUGCCCGCGCCGUGAACAGCCAAAAUCAAUGCAUGGCGCCGACCGGUGUGCAAUGUGCAUCUUCCACCGCAGUGCCAAUUGCGACGUACGUCCAAACUCGGAGACAUGCGAGCAGUGCUUGACACGCGGAUUGGGAAUAAUGUGCACGGUAGCGUCAUCGUGGCCGCACAGGAUGAGUGCCGCGUUUGACAAUAACCCGCACGAGUACAUGUCGGCCGAGUUCAUGGCCAAAUUCAUCAAAUUCGCGGCUCCGUACGCGGGUAGGGUACUAGAGCUCAUGGGCAAGCGCAUGGCGUAUACCUGUGAGGCUGACACUCAACUCGUGAUACGCGUGGAUCAAGUUUGGGACCCUAAGGCUCUGGAGCGUUACUUGGAUGAGCGGCGCGCCCGCUUCGACGCGAUCGUAUGUGAGCAGAACCUCAUGGAUACGUUAUGGCCAGUGAUGGACCAGUACAUGGGCUUGUACAAAAGGGAGGCAGAAGCGAUCGCCCUUGCGGACAUGUUAGAGAUUGAAUUGAACGCGGACUGGAAUCGUUUCAUGUCCUAGGCAUCUUAGUAUCUGUAUCUCUGUCUAAUUUUGAGCGGAUCUGUCGUUUGUACAUGGGACAUCGGGGUGUGAUCGGCAAUUCCCAGAUUAGCGAUAGCCUUGUGUGUGUCUAUGUAUGGACAUCUGUAGCGCUCAGAACCGAUCACUU
This is a messenger RNA of Rhodofomes roseus, 812 nucleotides long. RefSeq lists its product as uncharacterized. The transcript is spliced from 4 exons. The record is from RefSeq and is a predicted model, not a curated record. Bases 35 to 664 code for a protein of 209 amino acids. NCBI's taxonomy places the organism in Eukaryota, Fungi, Basidiomycota, Agaricomycetes, Polyporales, Fomitopsidaceae.